UGACUCUCGCUUGAGACUCUCUCCAUCCAACGUCUCAGAUCAACCAAAACAUCUCUUUGACUCCCUUCAACUCAAUCAUAGCUCAUAUUGUCACACGUGUCCUUACACAACAAAUCACCUCCGAUGCACUCCUGCAAAAUGCUGUUCAAUUACGCGCCACCCUCGUUCAUAAAACCAGUACUCCAUUUCACUUCCUCCUUUGCCUUAUCUCCUCGUGCUGUUCCUCAUCCAGUCAAUAAAAUUCCCCUUUUCCACUCUCUCCGGAUCUUGCGUACUUUCGCUGCCGUGUCUGAAACUAACUCCGCCUCCGACUCUACGCCGGAUCACAUAUCCGGAACGUGGUACUCGGUGCCGGGCCUCCGCCUUCGGGACCACCGAUUCACUGUCCCUCUCGAUUAUUCCAUCGAUCGCAAUGCUUCUCCUAAAAUCUCCGUUUUCGCUCGCGAAGUCGUUUCCGUUGGGAAAGAAGAACACCCACUGCCAUACCUAUUAUAUCUACAAGGGGGGCCGGGCUUUGAGUGCCCACGGCCAACUGAAGCCAGUGGAUGGAUACAUAAAGCUUGUGAAGAAUUUCGUGUUAUUUUGAUGGACCAGCGAGGAACAGGCUUAUCAGUUCCUUUGACACCAUCAUCCAUGUCGCAAUUGGAUUCUGCGGAGGAGGUUGCUGAAUACUUGAAAUACUUUAGAGCUGACAAUAUAGUGAAUGAUGCAGAGUUUAUCCGAGUAUGUCUUGUUCCUGAAGCUGGACCUUGGACGGUUUUGGGUCAGAGCUAUGGUGGUUUUUGUUCAGUAACCUAUUUGAGCUUUGCGCCACAAGGGCUAAAACAGGUCCUUCUAACUGGAGGAAUCCCUCCAAUAGGAAAUGGAUGCACUGCAGAUUCUGUCUAUAGAGCAUGCUACGCUCAGGUUAUUCACCAGAAUGAAAAGUACUACAAGAGGUUUCCUCAGGAUGUUGAAAUUGUUCAUGAAGUUGUGAAGUAUUUGGCAGAAUCUGAAGGAGGCGGGGUGCUUCUUCCAUCAGGGGGGCUCUUAACCCCAAGAGGACUGCAAACUCUUGGUCUCUCUGGUUUAGGAUCCAGUUCAGGUUUCGAGCGUCUGCACUAUAUGUUUGAGAGGGUUUGGGAUCCUGUAAUAGUUCCAGGAUUUCGUAAGCAAAUAAGCUACUACUUCUUGAAUGCUUUUGAGAAUUGGUUGGAUUUUGAUACAAACCCACUCUAUGCUCUCCUGCACGAGUCCAUCUAUUGUCAGGGUGAUUCAUCGCGGUGGUCUGCUCAGAGAAUAUGGACUGAGAAUGGCAGUAAAUUUGAUGCAAUCAGGGCUGUCAAAGAAGGUCGCCCUGUAUUCUUCACAGGGGAGAUGGUGUUCCCAUGGAUGUUUGAAGAAGUUCAUGCCUUAAGGAAAUUUAAAGAUGCUGCUCAUUUAUUGGCUGAGAAGAGGGAUUGGCCACCCCUAUAUGACAUUGCAGUGCUGAAUAAUAACAAGGUACCUGUUGCAGCUGCUGUUUAUUAUGAAGAUAUGUAUGCUAAUUUCAAGUUGGCGAUGGAGACAGCUUCUCAGAUAGCUGGAAUUAGGCUAUGGAUAACCAACGAAUACAUGCAUUCUGGCCUGAGAGAUGGAGGAGGGCAGGUUCUUGAUCACUUGUUGGGAAUGUUAAAUGGAAGAAAGCCGUUGUUCUGAUAACCAUUUGUAAUUCGUACUCACUUGUUUCUCUCUUAUUUGUACAUCUACUCCUUUUUUUUUUUUUGAACUUGCAAUUUAGAAUUAGUAAUAAUGUGCUUUCAUUGAUGGCUCCAAAGCAGUCAUUUCCUGGAAAGUAUUGUAGAUUUUGAACAAGGCGUGUCACGUAAUCAUGUAAAUUUUCUUUACAGGGAGGAAUUUGCCACUUCCAGUUUAUAAUAGAGACGAGUCAGAUCUUCUUUCUUCUGAUUAA
Messenger RNA from Populus nigra (black poplar), 1930 nucleotides. RefSeq lists its product as uncharacterized. The transcript has 10 exons. The coding region runs from base 124 to 1677 and encodes 517 amino acids. Gene Ontology annotation, molecular function: peptidase activity. The record is from RefSeq and is a predicted model, not a curated record. NCBI's taxonomy places the organism in Eukaryota, Viridiplantae, Streptophyta, Magnoliopsida, Malpighiales, Salicaceae. Gene Ontology annotation, biological process: proteolysis.